AUGGCUGACUUCGACAAGAAGGCCUGGGUUCUUCGCCUGCUGCGGACAGCAUCCGGGCCCGCCCACCAGCUCAAUGCCGCCCGCAGCUUCGCGACAAUCCAAUCCGACAUCUUCAAGCCCACAAAGUACGGUGGCAAGUACACAGUAACCCUCAUUCCAGGCGACGGUAUCGGCUCCGAGGUGGCCCAGAGCGUCAAGACCAUCUUCAAGGCAGACAAUGUACCGAUCGAAUGGGAGCAGGUCGAGGUCUCGGGCCUGGACGACGCGACGCCGACCGGGCGCACCGAAGACCUGUUCAGGGAGGCCGUCGCCUCUCUGAGACGCAACAAGCUCGGCCUCAAGGGCAUCCUCCACACCCCCAUCAGCCGGUCCGGCCACCAGAGCUUCAACGUGGCGAUGCGCCAGGAGCUCGACAUCUACGCCUCCAUCUGCCUGAUCAAGAACAUCCCGGGCUACACCACGCGGCAUAAGGACGUGGAUCUGUGCAUCAUCCGUGAGAACACCGAGGGCGAGUACAGCGGGCUGGAGCAUCAGUCCGUCCCGGGCGUGGUCGAGUCGCUCAAGAUCAUCACACGAGCAAAGUCGGAGCGCAUCGCCAAGUUCGCCUUCAGCUUCGCGCUAGCCAACCAGCGCAAGAAGGUGACGUGCAUCCACAAGGCCAACAUCAUGAAGCUGGCCGACGGCCUGUUCCGCAACACCUUCCACGCCGUCGCCAAGGACUACCCCACCAUCGAGACGGGCGACAUGAUCGUCGACAACGCCUCGAUGCAGUGCGUCGGCCGUCCCCAGCAGUUCGACGUCAUGGUCAUGCCCAAUCUGUACGGUGGCAUCCUAUCCAACAUCAGCGCCGCCCUGGUCGGCGGGCCCGGCGUCGUCCCCGGCUGCAACAUGGGCCGCGACGUCGCCGUCUUCGAGCCCGGCUGCAGACACGUCGGCCUUGACAUCAAGGGCAAGGACCAGGCCAACCCUACCGCCCUCAUUCUCAGCGGCACCAUGCUGCUGCGCCACCUGGGUCUCGACGAGCACGCCACCCGCAUUUCGCGCGCCAUCCAUGCCGUCAUUGCUGAGGGCAAGGUGCGAACCCGCGACAUGGGCGGCGAUUCAUCGACCCAAGAGUUCACCAGGGCCAUCCUCGACAAGAUGGAGGCCUCGCUCUAG
Messenger RNA from Phialemonium atrogriseum, 1158 nucleotides. Its product is annotated as isocitrate dehydrogenase [NAD] subunit 1. The record is from RefSeq and is a predicted model, not a curated record. NCBI's taxonomy places the organism in Eukaryota, Fungi, Ascomycota, Sordariomycetes, Cephalothecales, Cephalothecaceae. Gene Ontology annotation, biological process: tricarboxylic acid cycle; isocitrate metabolic process. Gene Ontology annotation, molecular function: magnesium ion binding; NAD binding; isocitrate dehydrogenase (NAD+) activity. The transcript is spliced from 3 exons. The coding region runs from base 1 to 1158 and encodes 385 amino acids. Gene Ontology annotation, cellular component: mitochondrion.